UUGACAUUCCUAAGUCUGAGCUUCAAAACAAUAGCAGUGACACAGAAAAUCACAACUUUUGAAGAAUCUGAAACGUACUAAAUGAAAGGAUCUUGACUUAAUUUAUAUUUAGUGUGUUUGUUGAUCAGGGGUGAAUAAAGUGCAGCUUUCCAGUCAUUUAAACCCUAGUAACGGAUUGCCUGUCCACAUCAUCGCAGUACCAUUGCAGUGUCACCCUCAAGCGCUGAGAGAAGCAAACCCACUAUAUGCUCAGCUGCUAAUCACAGGAUUAUUCUGUUUAACUAAGACUAUUAAGUGUUCCACUUUCAAAUGGCGUCUCCCACGGGCAGACCUUGGAGAGGAUGAUCCCUCUGCCGCAGGGAUCACACAGACAGUCGAAUGCACCACGAGCGACCCAGGGGAAGGGCUGAGAAAAUGCUUUUGUACGGCAACAGGAUGUCACGGUAGUCUACGCUCGGGACACAGACGAAGAAAGAAGGAUGAACAGCAGAAAGAAGACCUCAUCUGGCUCCUUAUGCAGCACAUAAAUUCAAUCAGUUCUGGACCCAGCAGCUAGAACCUGUCUGUGAUGAUUCAGCCCCUCACCUUCAAACGUCCUGCAGAGCGGUGAAAUAAUUUCACCGACUUAAAGUUGUGCUCUCAGCUCMGAGGAGAGAGCGUUUACCAGGUGAAGCUGAACACUGCUCUCAUUAGUCACACACGCAGCCACCUGCCACUCACCAGAGACCGACGACGCCGGAGCGCUGAAACUUUCCACAGCUAUUUCUGCGCACGUUCAGAAGAGACACUUGAGGAAUGGCUCAGGCUCCGUGACCGCUGGUAAGCUCGGAGGAACAUGCUGCUGCUCCGGGGACGAUAAGAGGAGUAAUCCUGACUGAAUUUCAGCCCUGGGAACUUUCCAGCGCUUCGAUCAUGGCCAGCGUGGCAGUCCAGCUCCUUGGCUUCUUCCUAGGACUUUUGGGCUUUGCAGGAACCAUUGUCGCAACUUUGCUCCCCCACUGGCGCAGCACAGUCUACAUGGGGUCCAACAUCAUAACAGCCACCGCCUACAUGAAAGGCCUGUGGAUGGAGUGCGCCUGGCACAGCACGGGCGUUUACCAGUGUGAGCUGUACCGAUCUCUGCUGGCGUUGCCCCCCGACCUGCAGGCUGCUCGGGCUCUCAUGGUGCUCUCCUGCAUCUCCUCCGUCUUGGCAUCUCUGGUGGCUGUAAUGGGGAUGAAGUGCACCCACUUUGCUCAACGUUCAGUGGUCAAAUCCCCUCUGGUCCUCAGUGGCGGGGUCGGUUUCCUCUGCGCCGGCCUCCUCUGCCUCGUCACCGUUUCCUGGACCACCAACGACGUGAUCAUGGAUUUUUACGAUCCCUUUCUUCUCAGCGGGAUGAAGUACGAGAUCGGCUUGGCUGUGUAUCUCGGCUACGCCUCGUCCUUUCUCAGUGUGACCGGUGGGCUGGUGCUGUGCUGGAGCAGCAGAGAAAGGUCGCAGGGUCGCCUCCGUGCGCAGACACAUCAACCUUCAGCUCCUCUACCUCCCUUCAACAACCUAAACCCCCCUGCUCCUCUCUACAGGCCCCCUGAGGCCCUGAAGGACAAUCAUGCACCCUCUCUUUGCUCCCUUUCUAGCAGUGGAUAUCGGCUUAAUAACUAUGUCUGAAAACAUGGAGAUAAUAACUCAUGUCUUUAAAAAAACACCAUGUCAAACCAAAAGAAGAACACCUAAUUUUUCUGCUUAAAGACCUCGUUUUGAAUUGAAAGCAAAACUGAAUUAUUGAGCUUUCAACUGGAACGCUUGUUCCGUUGUGAUGCAUUAAAUUGGCCAGUAGGUGGCAGCAUGUUACAGAAAGCAGGAUACAAACCGGACUGUUGGUCAGAUUCCAGUUUCUGCAGCACUGAAUACGUCACGUCCUCUUACUUUCUUCUUGUGGCCUUUUAGUCAAAACUAAAAUAGUCACAGUCAUUUUAUCCAUUUCCUUUACAUUUAAAUUAAAUAAACAUCAAUUAGUGAAGAUUAACAUAUUCUCCUUGUGGUAAAAAAAAUGUUUCCAGAUUUUUAUUUAUUUAUUUAUUUAUUUAUUUUCACAUUUUCAAAGCUAAAGUUUGGCACAAGUCCUGUAGAGUUAGACAGCAAGCUAAACUUUUUAGGUCGUGCAAAACGCCGUCAUUUUCACAGAUUUUAGUCCUGCUUAACACUAACAGGGUCUUUUGUUUUCUCACAAGUAAAUGUUCAUCCAUCAAUUUAGUUUUUGAACAUUUGCUCUUUCUUUAUCUUCAGCAAAUAUGAAAUAAAACUAUAUUAACAGUUAUAGUUCUACUGAGACUUUAAAUAUAAAGUCAUCUGGAAGAAAUGGAGACUGCAUCUUGUGACAUGAUGGCUUUCCUUUGUUCUUUAAAAUGCUUGAAAAAGGGAUUGAAACGCAAUACUUACUGGACUUAAUUUUGCAGCACAAAUCCACAACACUUGUCAUCUAAAUGCACUUUAUAAAUCAAAAAGUCAUUUCAAAGUAAUCAUGCAGACAGAUUCGAAGUAAAGUAGAAGCAUUUCAAACUGAUUGAAUAUUGUUUGCAAAAGUUAGGUUUUCUGUCAUUACAAGAAAAUAACUUAUGAGGAUGUUCUUAAAUGUUAUUACCAUUUUGUUUCCUGAAGACUUUUUAAUUUUCCUAACAUCCCUUCUGAUGUUUGCAGGAACCACUAGGUGGCAAUAAAGAUCUAGAGAGAGA
Messenger RNA from Poecilia reticulata (guppy), 2714 nucleotides. RefSeq names its product claudin-14. Gene Ontology annotation, cellular component: bicellular tight junction; membrane. Gene Ontology annotation, molecular function: structural molecule activity. The record is from RefSeq and is a predicted model, not a curated record. Lineage: Eukaryota; Metazoa; Chordata; Actinopteri; Cyprinodontiformes; Poeciliidae.